AUAAAUUCAGGGGCCAAUUUGAACCUUAUGCCGUAGGCGAAGCACAGUGUUGGCUUGAGCAAAAAGACUGCUGGAAAAUGAAAACAGAGAUCGCGAAACAAAGUUUUUUUUUUUUUUUUUAAUCAUAGCGAAACAAAUUAUUCAGUUUAAUCAUAAUACCAACUUCCACUGAAAAAUCGCACCACCGCCGCCGCCGCCGCCGCCACCACCUACCCACUCCUCCUCCUCCUCCUCCCUAAAUUCCAAUCUGCAAAACCCUAAAAAUUCCUCAAAGAAAGAAAAUCAUUCGAAUGGAUGAAUCAUUCUUACUUAUGCUAUCAAAUCUCCUCCAUCUCCAGAACACAUUAGACCCAACAUUAACAACAAUCCUCUCGUCUUCCUCAUCUUCAUCCUCCGUCACCUCUCCAUCGCCAUCUUCCCUCCUCUCCUCAUCCUCCUCCUCCGCCGCACCCCUCCUCUUCUUCACUCUCGCUUCCCUCCUCUCCUUCCUCGCUUCCUCCAAACCCCAAAAUCAAAUCUCCUCAAACAAAAGUAAAUCCAAAACCACCAACUUUCAUAAUGACGAUUCUACCCCUCUAACAAACUCCCCUCCUCCUCCGGAAAACGCGGCAUACUCUGUUGCCGCCUUUCGAGCCCUCUCCACUGAACACAUCUGGUCACUAGAAGCUCCUCUUCGCGACGCCCAAUGGAGAUCACUAUAUGGUCUGUCGUAUCCCGUUUUUACUACUGUUGUUGAAAAGCUUAAACCUCACAUUACUGCUUCUAACCUUUCUUUACCUUCUGAUUAUGCUGUUGCUAUGGUUCUUUCUCGCCUUGCUUUUGGCUACUCCGCCAAAGCCCUUGCUUCUCGCUACUCUCUUGAGCCUUAUUUGGUUUCCAAGAUUACUAAUAUGGUUACUCGUUUGUUGGCUACUAAACUUUACCCUGAGUUUAUUAAAAUUCCUGUUAGUAGGCGGAGGUUAAUUGAGACUACUCAAGCUUUUGAAGAACUUACUUCUUUGCCUAAUAUAUGCGGUGCAAUUGAUGGUAGCCCUAUUAAGAUUCGUAGAGAAAAUGGAGCCAAUUUAUAUCAGUGCAAAUACGGGUUUCCCUCAGUUUUACUGCAGGUUGUGGCUGAUCACAAGAAGGUCUUUUGGGAUGUCUGUGUGAAGGCAUCUGGUGGCACUGAUGAUGCUACACAUUUUAGGGAUAGCUUGUUGUACAAUAGACUUGUUUCUGCCGAUCUUGUGUGGGAGAAGGUGAUUAACGUUCGGGGUCAUCAUGUUAGGCCUUAUGUAGUUGGGGAUUGGUGUUAUCCUUUGUUGUCGUUUUUGAUGACACCCUUUUCGCCCAAUGGGUCUGGGACACCUGCGCAGAAUUUGUUUGAUGGGAUGUUGAUGAAAGGGAGGUCUGCUGUUGUGGAGGCUAUUGGGUUAUUGAAAGGGCGGUGGAAGAUCUUGCAGGAUUUGGAUGUGGGUCUUAAUCAUGCACCGCAGACGAUUGUUGCGUGUUGUGUGUUGCAUAAUUUGUGCCAGGUUGCUAGGGAGCCUGAGCCUGAGAUUUGGAAGGAACCAGAUGAAAGUGGAUCGCCAGCAAGAGUGCUUGAGAAUGAGAAGUCGUUUCAUUAUUUUGGGGAUAGCUUGAGGCAAGCAUUGGCUGAUGAUUUGCAUCAAAGGCUGUCGUCGAGAUAGAUAUAUGCAUUAGGAAGGGAUCUAUCCUCAUUGUUUAUGUAAGGAUAAAGUUCAUAGUUAUCCUAACUUCCUUAGCUGAUUUGUGGGCUUUCUUUCCAUUGUUUGUUGACUACAUUUUAGAAAUAUAGAUUUGUGGACUACUAAAGUUCAUAUAUAAUCAUUUUUCCGUAGUUGAUGAGGCACACUAACUUGGCAUGUACUUUUCUAAUCAGAUAGAAUGAUGAGUUGAAUUUCAUCAAUGCUGAAUUGCUAUAAA
Messenger RNA from Ricinus communis (castor bean), 1926 nucleotides. Its product is annotated as protein ALP1-like. The record is from RefSeq and is a predicted model, not a curated record. NCBI's taxonomy places the organism in Eukaryota, Viridiplantae, Streptophyta, Magnoliopsida, Malpighiales, Euphorbiaceae. The transcript has a single exon. Bases 291 to 1670 code for a protein of 459 amino acids.